AUGGGGCAGGGGAGCCACCACCCCAGCCUCAGCUUCUCAGUCUCCAGCCUGGGCCUUCUGCUCCUGCUCCCACUCCUUCCAGAAGCCCCUGGACUAGGGUCUCAGACGGACACCCCUUUUACUGGUCCACCAGAGUGCUUGGGAGCCGAGGGCAGGCUGGCACACAAGCUGUUCCGAGACCUCUUUGCCAACUACACGAGUGCCCUGAGACCUGUGGAAGACACAGACCAGGCUCUGAACGUGACCCUGGAGGUGACGCUGUCCCAGAUCAUCGACAUGGAUGAGAGAAACCAGGUGCUGACCCUCUACCUGUGGAUCCGGCAGGAGUGGACAGAUGCCUACCUACGAUGGGACCCUGAUGCUUAUGGUGGCCUAGAUGCCAUCCGCAUCCCCAGCAGUCUCGUGUGGCGGCCAGACAUCGUACUCUAUAACAAGGCGGACGCGCAGGCGCCAGCCUCGGCCAGCACCAACGUGGUCCUGCGGCACGACGGCGCCGUGCGCUGGGACGCGCCGGCCAUCACGCGCAGCUCGUGCCGCGUAGACGUGUCGGCCUUCCCGUUCGACGCGCAGCGCUGCGGCCUGACGUUCGGCUCGUGGACGCACGGCGGGCACCAGCUGGACGUACGGCCGCGCGGCGCCGCCGCCAGCCUGGCCGACUUCGUGGAGAACGUGGAGUGGCGCGUGCUGGGCAUGCCGGCGCGGCGGCGCGUGCUCACCUACGGCUGCUGCUCCGAGCCCUACCCGGACGUGACCUUCACGCUGCUGCUGCGCCGCCGCGCCGCCGCCUACGUGUGCAACCUGCUGCUGCCCUGCGUGCUCAUCUCGCUGCUGGCGCCGCUCGCCUUCCACCUGCCCGCCGACUCGGGCGAGAAGGUGUCGCUGGGCGUCACCGUGCUGCUGGCGCUCACCGUCUUCCAGCUGCUGCUGGCCGAGAGCAUGCCGCCGGCGGAGAGCGUGCCGCUCAUCGGAAAGUACUACAUGGCCACCAUGACCAUGGUCACCUUCUCCACGGCGCUCACCAUCCUUAUCAUGAACCUGCAUUACUGUGGCCCCAGUGCCCGCCCAGUGCCAGCCUGGGCUCGGGCCCUCCUGCUGGGACGCCUGGCACGGGGCCUGUGUGUGCGGGAACGAGGGGAGCCCUGUGGGCAGUCUAGACCGCCUGAGUCCGCCCCCAGCCCCCAGCCUCCUGACAGAGGAGCUGGCCCCCCAGCAGGUCCUUGCCACGAGCCUCGGUGUCUGUGCCGUCAGGAAGCCCUACUGCACCACGUAGCCACCAUCGCCAGCAUCUUCCACAGCCAUCGGGCUGCCCAGCGCCGCCAUGAGGACUGGAAGCGCCUGGCCCAUGUUAUGGACCGUUUCUUCCUGGGCAUCUUCUUCUCCAUGGCCCUGGUCAUGAGCCUUCUGGUGCUGGUGCAGGCCCUGUGAGUCCCAGGGGGUCUGCUGCGGCCACAGCACCUCCCGACAGGGAUGGAACGGCCAGGCCAGGUGGUAGUUGGCCCUCAAGCCACUCAGUCUCUCUCCGCUGGGCCUCAGAGCCUGGGAUAUCCUCUCUUCAGUGCUACUGACUUCACACACCAGAGGGAGUCUCUGUACCCUAACCUCUAAGGGAAGUCCAGAGCUUGCCACUCCCUCGAUUCCUGCAGAGGAGGAACUCUUAGAAUGGUCAGGAUCAAAGUGCAGUCCUGGAGGGACAGAAUUGAACUUCGGUGCUGAGUGUGAGUGCUUUCCGUGGGGAGAGUGCAGGUAUGAGAAACAGAACUGCCACGUUUCCUAUCUUUUCUUCCUUCCUCUGUGGCUGCUGUUACAGGGACUUGGUCUUGCCUGUCCCUGAUUCCGGGUCCAGUUUCCAGAGCAGAAGGCCACACAAGGAUUUGGCCCCAAAGCCCCAACUCAUAAUAAAGAAAGUGUGUGCCUAGCACUUCGUCUAUGUCCUCUCUUACCCUUAGGGCCCAUGGUGGUGGAAGUUGGGGAUCCAGCCUCUUAGGGGCCUUAGGACUCAUGGAUCAGAGCAGAAAUUACAUCUUUGCUGACAAGAAAAUGACAGAUUUGGUUGAGACCCCUAAAGCUCUCUCUGCUAUUCUCUUGCUGUCUACCUUCUGGACUUAGAUCCAGUCCACCCAGUUCCCACACAGUGACAUCUGGACAGCUUGAAGAUGCCUGAAGUAGGCGGUACGGGAACCAGUUAUUCACCAGGUAUGUGUCCCUUUCUGACUUCCACACAUUUUCUGGCACCAUCUCUGUGCCUCGGACGCAGUCCUUACCCUCAGAAGCUCACAGUUGGACGUGGGAGACCAGGGCCCUUUGGGUGCACAGAGGCAGGGCCCCUAACCCAACAGGGUGGAGAGGCCAGAGAGGGCUUUCUGGAGGAGCGAAUAGAUGCUGUCCAGCUGCACAUGGGAAGCAUUUGAGUAACAUCAGCAAAUAC
Molecule: messenger RNA, 2425 nt
Organism: Hippopotamus amphibius kiboko
Lineage: Eukaryota; Metazoa; Chordata; Mammalia; Artiodactyla; Hippopotamidae
Product: neuronal acetylcholine receptor subunit alpha-10
Exons: 5
Coding region: 1-1425 (474 amino acids)
Biological process (GO): signal transduction; monoatomic ion transmembrane transport; regulation of membrane potential
Cellular component (GO): neuron projection; synapse; postsynaptic membrane
Molecular function (GO): transmembrane signaling receptor activity; acetylcholine-gated monoatomic cation-selective channel activity
Source: RefSeq, a predicted model, not a curated record